AUGGCCAUCAAAGGUUUGAUACAGCCAGACGACGUCACAUGUCUUGAGGUUAUCGAAAGAGAUCCAACAGGACGAUUCGCAAGGUAUGACGAGAUCAUAGACAAGGUGGCCACAAAAACAGUAUACAAGGGUCUUGAUAAGAUUGAAGGAAUAGAAAUUGCUUGGAGUAAGACAGUGAUAACAGAUGAUAUAUUUAAGGACAAAAACUAUCUUAUGAGUUUGAAGGCCGAAGCAAGUCUUUUAAAGUCAUUAGAUCAUGAAAAUAUUAUCAAGUGCUAUGAUUAUUGGAUUGAUACGGAAACAAUUAACAUGAUUACUGAGCUUUAUACAUCAGGAAGUUUGGAAGACUACUUCGAAGAACAUGUUCAUUUCGAUAUCGAGGCAAUUAAGGAUUUUGCUAGACAGAUCCUUAAAGGGUUACAUUAUAUUCACUCUCAAAAUCCUCCAAUCGUGCAUGGCGCUCUGAAUAUGAGACAUGUCUAUAUUAAUGGGCAUACAGGCCGGGUAAUGAUAGCAGAUUUUGGUGUCGCGAUGAUCCUUGAAAAACAAUAUCAACCAAUUCAGCUAGUUGACAUUUACAGUUUUGGGAUGUGCUUUCUUCACAUGAUUACGGGUGAAGUUCCAUAUAACGAAUGUCACGGUGAUGUGAAUGAACUUUACAAAAAGAAAAUGUCGGGUGUUAUGCCAGAAGUUCUAAGCAAAGUUACAGAUUUACAAUUUCGUCAUUUGAUUAAAAAGUGUCUGGCUCCUACAGCUUGCGACAGACCUGCGGCAAUUGAUCUCCUCAAUGACCCGUUGCUCGCACCAAAGACAUUAACAACAUCAAGGGCACGACUACGAAAUUCUAUAUCAAUUACAAAUGCACCUUGCAAUUUUUUCUUAAAAUUUUUGUAUAAUUGUUUUUCUUAG
This is a messenger RNA of Chenopodium quinoa (quinoa), 909 nucleotides long. RefSeq names its product serine/threonine-protein kinase WNK8-like. Lineage: Eukaryota; Viridiplantae; Streptophyta; Magnoliopsida; Caryophyllales; Amaranthaceae. Gene Ontology annotation, cellular component: cytoplasm. The transcript has a single exon. Gene Ontology annotation, molecular function: ATP binding; protein serine/threonine kinase activity. Gene Ontology annotation, biological process: protein phosphorylation; intracellular signal transduction. The record is from RefSeq and is a predicted model, not a curated record. Bases 1 to 909 code for a protein of 302 amino acids.